Molecule: messenger RNA, 2917 nt
Organism: Lagenorhynchus albirostris (white-beaked dolphin)
Lineage: Eukaryota; Metazoa; Chordata; Mammalia; Artiodactyla; Delphinidae
Exons: 4
Coding region: 1113-2165 (350 amino acids)
Source: RefSeq, a predicted model, not a curated record
GCCCGGCGGGACGGGGCUUAGGCCGGAGGUCCCCGUCUGCACACUCACAAGACGCCCCUCCCCGGGCGCCCGCCGAAGACCACCCCCGGGGCUGCGCCGGCGUUGCCACGGAGACGGGGGCGGGGCCUUCUUGCUCCCGCACCGCCCCCUCUGUCCUCCCCGCCGGGUCGGGCCCGCCGGACGCCGGGUCCUCCCCCGACCCCGGCUAAUGACCGGGCGAGAGGCGCCCCCAUCCCAGAAGUGCAAAGGCCAGGCAGCGCAUCGGCCUUGCUGGUGACCGCAGUCCCCAUCAACGGCAGGCACACGGGCUGUGGAAUGGGACCCGGGGGACACCCGGAGGCCCACACCAAUAACAUGCAUUCAUGCAGAGGACAUACGUCAGGCUCCCUGCAGGCACACAGAGGGGCCGAAGCACCCCUGACUGGGGCUGUGGCAUCUCCAUGGCAACACUGGAGUGGCAGUCAUGGAGAGCACACCCCCCUGGGGCAGCUGCCAGAGGCUCAGGGAAGACACCUGUGUGUGUCCAGGCGGCCGCACACAGCAGUCCCACAUCCUGGCCCCCACACCCAAGCAGGAAGACACAGGUGCCCAUGGACCUCGUCCAGCCUUCGAUCACCAUCCCACCCUGGAGUGUCAGCGAUGGCCCGGUGCCCAGCUGUGCAGCCGCCUCAUCAUCCCAGAAGCCAGCACCUGGAUCCAGGCCUCCGUCCGGACUCCACACUUUGGUAGCCACACCUGUCCACACCGCCAGCUCCAACCCCCAUCAGUCUCAGGGCUCUCUGCCCGUCCGGCUAGCCCCAGGGGCUAACGUCGGACCAAAGGUUUGCUCACAUCCUCGCCACCCGGCAAAGGCGACCCUGUUUACGCCGACCGCGGCCUGCUGCCUUUUCAGAGGGGACUCCUGGCCACAGCAAAACUGCGCCUCAGCCAGGCAGCGAUGAGGACUUCCUGCCGCCAUAAGCCCCCCCGGGCCCCCAACUGUCCCGGCUCCUGGCUUGUAGGCUUCCAGGUGCACAGGGGCGUCUCCAACUGCUGCCCUCCCCCAAAUCUCCGAGCUCCCUGCAGCCCCCUUGCCAACCACCUCACUGUGAACCAGAGGCCACGUUCAGACAAUGCCCCAUCGGUCCCUUCCCAGGCCUCUCCGAAGCCCAAGCACAGAGUUCAGAAAGCUCCUGGGGUGUUCUGGCCUUUGCCCUCUUCACCCGCCCCUCCUCCCUGGGGUUCCCAUCUCAUCCCCCCCCAAGCCAGACUUGAGGAAUCACCCCUUUCGAGUCCUUGCCUUCGCCUUUUGGUUUAGGACCCCAAAUGGACUUCCCAAUUGUUCCCCAAAUGCACCCGCUUUCACGUCUUCAGACAUUUGCACACGCCAUGCCCCCCACCUGGGGCACCAGUUCCCUCUUCCUAUCCUUGGCAAAGUCCUAUUCCUUUGGCAGGGCCUCAAUCCAAGUGCCCUCCUCCCGCUCCUCGCCCUGCGCUCCCCCCAGCCCGGGGCUCGCGCACACGGGGUCGUGAGGAGGGGGCAACAGGCAAUGGCCCGGCUUAGAAUGGGGGGGGUGCACGUGCGGCGCCCCCGGGUACGCCCCCUCUUCCGUCCCGGAGCUGCCGCAGGCGUCAGACCCCUUGGCGCGCAUCCCGCCUCCAAACUGAGGACGGCCGCACGCCUCCGCGCCGCGCCGCGCCUGCGCACUCAGACGGGCCACGCCGCAGUCCCACCUCCGGGCGGCAACCCCGCGCAGCUAUUGGUGCGUGCGGAAGAGCGAACGACGUGGCCACCAAUGAGGCGUCCCAGGAGUGGGCGGGGCCUGGGCCGCCCGACGCGAGGACGGGGGCGGGCGGGGCGCCCUCCCCACGGUGACGUCAGGCCCGGUUCGCGGCGCGUUGCCAUGGAAGCCGCGUUUCCAUCCCUGCGGGCUUCCGGGGGCCGCCCCCUCCCAUUCAACUUUUUCCUCAAUGGGGGGAGGGGGCGGUGCAGGGCUGUCCCCGCCCCCUGUGAUUCCGCGGCCCCUGCCUACUCUGGGCCUCGGUUUACCUUUCCGUGCUGCCCACGCCCACGUGGCCUGGCGUGCUGCCUUUCCGGUCGCUGCACCCCCUUGGCUGGGCACCUCUCCACUCAGCCCCCGCCUCAGGUGUGUGCGUUUCAGGCUCGCGCAGUGGGAAGGGGCUAAUGGCCGCAGCACCCAACCAGGGUGGAGUUCUUCUAGGACUCCCGGGCAGGGCUGUGACCCUCGGACCCCAGGGCUGGGCGCCAGGCAGCGCCCUGUGGAGUGAGUUCCCCGGCAGUAGACCAAGUGCCCCCUGCUCUGCAGCAUGCAGACACAGCCCCCGUGAUUCAGCGGGUGCCGCCAUCUACUCCCUCCUUCCGCAUCUCCCACCCAGCCCUGUAGCGGCCACCUGGGUCACAGCCCUGACCUCCGGGGACCCGGCUGCGUGGGCAGGGGGCUCGACCUGAGCUGUCCCACCCACACUUCCACCCUGCGGUCCUCCGGGCCCGCGGGUACGUUUGACCUGAAGGUCUGAAGGGAUCAGCCUGACCUGAGUAUCCUACCUUCCUGGCGUGGGCGUGCGAUGAUUUGGGGGUGACAGGGUAGCAGGAGGGACAGAAAGGCCUUAGCAAGCUGCUCCCAGGACACUCCUGGGACUGCACCUGUUUCCGUUCCCCAUGGGCGGGACUCCUAGAACUGAGGCUUGGGAGGGCAGGGUCUUGGGCUAUAAGAAAUCAGCCCGGGGAUGGUGGUCGCUAACGUAACAAUCACCCCAGUGCUCUGGAGCAAACGGUAUUUCUCUUCGGGCCUCGGUUUUCUCAUCUACCAAAUGGGAGGGUAAUUAGUUCUCUUAGGUGGCUGCGUUAAGUGAGGAAAUACAUGUGAAAUGACCUUCAGUGUUGUUGUGAUUGUGUGUCUUUGCCCAGCCCCAAAGU